UCAGGAACCCCGAGGGCAGGAUCAGGCUGUACUGUAAAGGUGCCGACACGCUCCUGUUUGAGAGACUGCACCCCUGCAACCAGGACCUCAUGAACAUCACCACUGACCACCUCAAUGAGUACGCGGGGGAUGGCUUGCGUACGUUGCUCCUGGCCUAUAAGGACCUAGAGGAGAGUGAGUACGAGGCCUGGUCCGAGCGGCUGCAGAGAGCCAGCAAGGCUGUGGACUGUCGGGAGGAGAGGCUGGCAGCCGUGUACGAGGAGAUAGAGCAGGACAUGAUGCUGCUGGGCGCCACGGCAAUCGAAGACAAGCUGCAGGAGGGGGUGCCGGAGACCAUCGCAAUCCUGACGCUGGCCAACAUCAAGAUCUGGGUGCUGACCGGAGACAAGCAGGAGACUGCUGUGAAUAUUGGAUACUCGUGUAAGAUGCUGACUGAUGACAUGACGGAGGUAUUCUUUGUGACGGGACGCACCGUGCACGAGGUUCGAGAAGAACUGAGGAAAGCCAGAGAGAAGAUGAUGGACUCGACUCGCACUCUGGGGAACGGCUUCCCCUACCAGCAGGAGAAGCUGGACCCCCCCAAAGGGAGCUCCGUGCUGGAGGCCAUACCCGGGGAGUACGCCCUCAUCAUCAACGGACACAGCCUGGCCCACGCGCUGGAGGCUGACAUGGAGCUGGAGUUCCUGGAGACAGCCUGUGCCUGCAAGGCUGUGAUCUGCUGCCGGGUCACCCCCCUGCAGAAAGCACAGGUGGUGGAGCUGGUGAAGAAAUACAAGAGGGCCGUGACCCUCGCCAUCGGGGACGGAGCCAACGACGUGAGCAUGAUCAAGACGGCUCACAUUGGGGUGGGUAUCAGUGGUCAGGAGGGGAUCCAGGCAGUGCUGGCCUCAGAUUACACCUUCUCCCAGUUCAAGUCCCUGCAGCGCCUCCUGCUGGUGCACGGCCGCUGGUCCUACCUGCGCAUGUGCAAGUUCCUCUGCUAUUUUUUCUACAAGAACUUCGCCUUCACCAUGGUGCACUUCUGGUUUGGCUUCUUCUGCGGGUUCUCUGCGCAGACUGUCUAUGAUCAGUACUUCAUCACACUCUAUAACAUUGUGUACACGUCGCUGCCAGUCCUGGCCAUGGGGAUUUUUGACCAGGACGUCCCGGAGCAGCGCAGUCUGGAGUACCCCAAGCUGUACGAGCCGGGGCAGCUGAACCUCCUUUUCAACAAGCGUGAGUUCUUCAUCUGCAUCGCGCAGGGCAUCUACACCUCCGUGGUGCUGUUCUUCGUGUCGUACGGGGUCUUCGCCGACGACGUCACGCAGCUCGCCGACUACCAGUCCUUCGCCGUCACCGUGGCAACCUCGCUGGUCAUCGUGGUCAGCGUGCAGAUUGCUCUGGACACAGGCUACUGGACGGCGAUCAAUCACUUCUUCAUUUGGGGCAGCGUGGCGAUGUACUUCGCCAUCAUGUUUGCCAUGCACAGCGACGGGCUCUUCAACAUCUUCCCCAAUCAGUUCACAUUCGUGGGUAACGCUCAGAACACUCUUGCUCAGCCCGCGGUGUGGUUCACGAUCCUGCUCUCCACUGUGGUGUGCAUCGUGCCUGUGGUGACUUUCCGCUUCCUCAAGCUGGACCUGAAGCCGCAGCUCUCAGACACGGUUCGCUACACCCAGCUGGUUCGGAAGAAGCAGAAGCCCCAGGGCCGCCGGCUGCGCAUCGUGGGGCGCACGGGCUCCCGCAGGACGGGGUACGCCUUCUCACACCAGGAGGGCUUCGGGGAGCUCAUCACCUCAGGGAAGAACAUGAGGCUGAGCUCCCUGGCGCUGUCCAGCUUCACUGGCCGCAGCAGCGCCAGCUGGAUCGACACUCUGAGGAAGAAGAGAGGGACAGAGAGCCCCGCAGCACAGGUCUCAGCCGGUGCGUCCCCUCAAGGAGCCGAAGCCUCACAGGUCUCUGGCGGAGUGCCGCUCGAAGCCCCGGAGACAGGAGCGACAGGACCAGCAGGGGGGGCCAGCGCCCCGGGACCAGCCUCCAUUACAGAGGAGUGCGCAGUCAAAGAAUGAACCAAAUCUACAGGAGAGAGAGAGAGAGAGAGAGGGUUCUGAACAGUGCGUGAAAAUACAACAGACUAACGAACUAACAUGCGUGCGCGUGUGUGUGUAUAUACAUAUGUAUAUGUGUGUAUAUAAGUAUAUCUCCUAUGUGAGUCUGUACAGUGCUCACGCCUUAUAAGGAGGCACGUUUAUACCGUGGAACGGGUUAGAAGGCGGUGAGAUCGUGGCUCUCAAUGGCUCUACACAAAGCACUUUGUAUUCUCUUUAUAAGGAGGAACAGAAUUGCGUGGAUCUCUCUCUUAACUACACUGUGGCUCCCGACGUACAGCGUUAACGUGAGCACUGUAUGUAUUGAUAUAUAUAUAUAUAGAUAUAAAAUGUGUGUGUGUAUAUGUAUGUGUAUAUAUA
This is a messenger RNA of Acipenser ruthenus (sterlet), 2447 nucleotides long. RefSeq names its product phospholipid-transporting ATPase ID-like. The annotation marks the transcript as partial. Gene Ontology annotation, molecular function: ATP binding; magnesium ion binding; ATPase-coupled intramembrane lipid carrier activity. Gene Ontology annotation, cellular component: plasma membrane. The record is from RefSeq and is a predicted model, not a curated record. NCBI's taxonomy places the organism in Eukaryota, Metazoa, Chordata, Actinopteri, Acipenseriformes, Acipenseridae. Gene Ontology annotation, biological process: Golgi organization; phospholipid translocation. The transcript has 14 exons.